AUGUCUCUGUCCAUGCGAGCACAACAUCUCCUCCUCCUCCUCCUCUCUCUCUCAUCCCAUAUGAUACUCAGCCGCUAUAUUCGCGAUGAUGACAACACCUCGGCCGGAUCCUAUCCGCUUCUCAGCUUGGAGCAGAAGAGGGAAUCAGCGGACUUUAUUUUCAGACGAACCCUCAGAUGCCUGGACAUGUUGGCCACCGAAGGCCACUUCACCUUCACGGUGGCGGUGCCACAGCAGCUGCUUUGCGCCACCUUCAUUAUCAGCGAGCCUGGCGAGGUUAUCAGUCUGGAGCUCUCUGACGUCAACAUCGACUGCAACGCUGGCGACUUUAUCAAGAUAUUUGAUGGCUGGGUUUUGAAGGGGGAGAAGUUCCCCAGCAGUCAGGACCACCCGCUGCCUUUGCACCGGCGCUACACGGACAUCUGCUCCUCUACGGUGCCGGGCCAUGCCAUUCGCUCAUCUCAGAAUGUCGCCAUGGUCUUCUUCCGCAUUCGCAGCCCUAACAGUGGCUUCACCCUCAUUGUCAAGAAGCUGCACAACCCUUUCCCGUGCAACAUCAUGUCUCAGAGUCCCGAGGGCAGCUUCACCAUGGUGAUGCCCUAUCAGAACAGGAACUGCAGCUUCUCCAUCAUUUACCCGGUGGAGAUACAGGUGACGCAGCUCACCUUGGAACAGGACCAAAGCAACCAGCUCAGGCCCAUGGUGAGGCCAUCCUCCGGAUGUUUGGGUUCUGGUGACUACGUGGAGUUACUGGGAGGAAAUGGUGUGGACACAUCCCACAUGUUCCCUGUCGCUGAGCUGUGUUUUCCUCUCAGUGCACCUGCCCAGAUGAAAAUCGGUUGUGAUAACUCAGUGGUGAGGCUGGUGUCCAGCGGAAACUACAUCAACCGAGUGUCUUUCCGCUACCGACUACUCCAACGUAACGAGCUGCCCGAAACUCACGAGAAUAGCCUGGACAACAUGUGCAAUGUCGAAUAG
Molecule: messenger RNA, 978 nt
Organism: Nerophis lumbriciformis (worm pipefish)
Lineage: Eukaryota; Metazoa; Chordata; Actinopteri; Syngnathiformes; Syngnathidae
Source: RefSeq, a predicted model, not a curated record